UCACCAGACCGGAUGUUUUAUCUUUACCUUCAGUGAUUAUAUCGUAUUUGCGAGAAAUACUAGUUUAUAAGCACUCACGAUUAUGAUUUAACAUGUCGCUCUGCGUAUAAGUUACAAUGUAAGACGUUAUUCAGCUUUCCAUUCAGCAUUUCCUUCUUUAACCAACUAAAUGGUCAACCGAAAAAAAUCGGAACAGCAGUCAAACAGCUAAAUAAAACAAAAUCAAACGCUUGUGUUGACAGCAGAGAUAAAGUGCACAAUGGGUGCUGAACAGAGUGGAGAUGCUGAACAUAAACAUUCAGACUUUAGUGCUUCAGUUGUACCCUCUCCAGCCAAGCAAAAAGCGAAAAUGGAUGACAUAGUAGUCGUUGCCCAAGGAACUCAGUCAUUACGGAACAUCCAUAAUGAUCCAGAUGUCAUAAAGCUACAAGAAAUUCCCACCUUCCAACCUCUUCUUAAAGGUGUGCUCAGUGGUCAGACCUCCCCCAGCACUGUCUGUCUGGAGAAGUUGGAUUCUGCACAGGUACUGCAGCUGUGUGUCCGAUACCAGGAUCAUCUGCACCAGUGUGCAGAGGCUGUAGCUUUUGACCAGACUGCUCUGGUUAAGAGGAUAAAAGAGAUGGAUCUGUCAGUGGAGGCGCUAUUCAGCAUCAUGCAGGAGAGGCAAAAGCGUUACGCCAAGUAUGCCGAGCAGAUCCAAAAGGUCAAUGAGAUGUCUAUGAUUCUGAGACGAAUUCAGAUGGGCAUUGACCAGACGAUACCACUGAUGGAGCGUCUCAAUAACCUACUGCCUGAGAAUGAGCGUCUGGAACCCUUCAGCAUGAAGCCUGAUGGAGACAUCAAAUAGAGCUCAGCAUUAGAUGAAGAGCAGAGAUAGUUGUGGGGUCACGCCACUACAUAGUGGGUUUAUAGGACUGGUGCUUUGUAGAGACCCACUUUAAGUCACCUGUUGUUGGUACCUUUGGAGCUUUUCAUUCUGCACUCUGAAAGGCUUACUGCCUGUCUGGAUCUGGUGUAAUUUGGCCACAAAACAAGUAAAAUGGCACAAAAUGGAAAACUAUAAUGCCAAAAUGGUAAAUGCUUGUGUAUAAAUUUACCUAAGUCUAAUUGAGUGCUUUUAAAGGGCAUGAUGAAAAAGAACUUCUGCCUAUGUAAAUGAAAUGUUAUUUAAUGAGAAAUAAUGUCAUUAAUGCAUAUGAUUCUCUUCCACUUAAAAGGCUAUUCAUAGGUUGGUGUCACUGAAUUUAUUGGCAUUAAAUUGUUUAUAAACGUUUUCAGGAGAGAUGUAUUAUUUUCAAAGUAUUAUAUAUAAUAUUACAUUAUAUUUUAUUUAAAUAUUACUUUUGAAGAGGAUUUUUUACAGCAUUUUUUUUUUGUUAUGAGAUCAUAAACCUCUCAGAGGACAUUUGCUUAAUAUUUUAAUUCAUAAAAUUUUAGCAUUGAAGUAUCAUCACAUAAAUCUAACAUUGGUCUCACUACAAUCAUUGUAAAAUUCUAAGUGUUACUAUUUUAUUGUUUACUUUAUUUGUACAUUUAAAACUAUUGGCAACAUAAAUGCAAUCAUUAUUAACAGGGGUGUAGAAACAAUAAGAAAAUUCUGUUGUAUUGAAGCUGUAUUUUCUUCGAUUAUUUAUCUUUAUCUUAUUUAUGUAUACAUCUGUGUUGGCUUAUAUGUUGUUGUUUUUUUGGUUUGUUAUUUAUUUUCCUUCACCUGUGUUUCUUGUCUUUAUGACUCAGUGAUUGUAUUCAUACAUUGUUGGAUCUGUGUCAUUUUGUACAUCUUACUGAACAGUUCUGUUUUUCAGUAAAAACAAUCCACCGUUUUAGCGCAAUAUGUGGACUUUUCAGACGGUCCCUUACCACACCCUGAACAGUUUUAGCGUGGACUUUUCAGACUACCCCUUACCCACUAUAUACACAUUUUCAACUUAUUUCAAGGUUAAAUUAUAGAUACAGAACGAUUUCUGACCAUCUUAGGGGACAAAUCGCGUCCCGUAUUGAUUCGAUAUAGAACGUAUCAUUUCAUAUUUAAAUUAGGGACAAUCCCAUAUGAGCGAAGUGUUGAUGCAGAAAAUCGUCAUUUAAUGGGGAGAAAUUGUAA
Messenger RNA from Xyrauchen texanus (razorback sucker), 2101 nucleotides. RefSeq names its product BLOC-1-related complex subunit 5. Gene Ontology annotation, biological process: lysosome localization; positive regulation of anterograde synaptic vesicle transport; organelle transport along microtubule. The transcript is spliced from 5 exons. Gene Ontology annotation, cellular component: synaptic vesicle membrane; cytoplasmic side of lysosomal membrane; BORC complex. The coding region runs from base 260 to 847 and encodes 195 amino acids. NCBI's taxonomy places the organism in Eukaryota, Metazoa, Chordata, Actinopteri, Cypriniformes, Catostomidae. The record is from RefSeq and is a predicted model, not a curated record.